AUCAUCACUGCACGUCAGUUCCAUUUUAUUAAUGAAAGUAAAACCUGGAUGGAUGCUCAGAUGUACUGCAGAGAAAAAUACGCAGACCUGGCAACUGUACAUGACAUGGAAGAUGUGAAAACUCUAAACAAAAUCUUCAAGGAUGCAAAUCGCUAUCCAGUGUGGAUUGGAUUGUAUGAUGACAGGAAUAACUGGAAAUGGUCAAUAUCUGACAGCAGUUUCUACAAAGAUGGCGAAACUGAGUUUAGAAGCUGGUUGUCUACUCAACCAAAUGAAUAUGGAUAUUUUGACUAUUGUGUGACAACAGAUUCAAAUGGAAAGUGGAAUGACAAGGACUGUAAAACAUCCUAUAACGUAAUCUGCUCUGAUGUGGAAGGUCAGAAUGUGACUUUUGUUUACAUCAACAUUAACAUGAAUUGGACCGCAGCUCAGAGCUACUGCAGAGAACACCACACAGACCUGGCCAGUGUUAGAAAUGAUUUGGAAAACACCAGGAUCAGAGAUAUGAUUCCUGGGGGACAGUUUGCCUGGAUUGGUCUUUUCAGAAGUCCCUGGAUGUGGGUGGAUGGCCUGAAACCCUCACUGAGAUACUGGGCAGACUCUGAACCUGAUGUUGCAACAGAAAUUUGUGCAGUAGCAUACUUUGGCCCUGGCUCCUCAGGGAAAUGGGCAGACUGGAACUGUGCCCGGAAGACAACAUUUGUUUGCUUUAGUGGUAUGAAGCAUGUGGUGAAACUGAAGCUGAGGAGCAGCUCUUCUCUGGAUCUUAAUGAUCCCACUAUACAAGAAGACAUCCUGAAACAGUUAAAGCAGAAGCUGGUCAACCAGGAAGAAAACAAAAGCUUCAAGCUGAGUUGGAAGAAACAAUCAGAUGGGAGCAUCUUCUAUACAGAGAAGAAAGAGGAUCUUUAAAGGGGAAUAGUUGGCCUUAUGAGAGAUUUUUCUUUUUCUUAUUCAAUUUGGGAUUAUUUUAAAUAAAGGCCAAAUUUAUCUGAUUAGUAACGCUACUUUUUAGGAAUAAAAUGACAUGCUUGCAUAACAGCUUAGAGUGUUCAUUAAAUAGGGAUGCUUAAAAUGUUAAUAUGCUUCUUGUGUGGAUCUUAUGAAACUUCUGAGAAAGUGAAAAUGAACAGAUCAAUAAAAAAACAAGGCCAUCUCAAACUGUUAAUCUGUUUCUACUUUUCAAACAAAAAUACUUACAGACAAUUUAUAGUAUCAACUGUCAUGGUUUUAAUAUGCUUAGCUGUUGGGAUUAAUGUUUAUACUUCAUUAACCGAUUUAUCUUGUUAUGAUGUAGUAAUGUAAGCUUCUGAUAUAAUCCUAUUACUCACAUGAUGGCUUAAUCAUGUCUGUGCGAAGAAACAGAAGACACUCUGUUUCUUCCCAUCCUGAAACAAGAAGGCUCAUCUACAAGAUUAUGUGCUGACUGGACGUGAUUGCUCAGCUGUGUAUCUUUGUUGGCAACUGAGGCUGUAACUAUCUGUUCCCCCACCCUUCAGUACAGCCUCAGUACUGUAACUAGGGAAACGCCCCAAACUUAAUAAAACCGAGGAGAACGCUGAGACCGGCAGAGUGGGUUGGAGAUUGUAACUGUACGGUCUCUUCCUACUCUCCUCGCGAGCCAAACCAUACUAAUUGUCUUUGUGACUUUCUUUCCCUGUGUU
This is a messenger RNA of Fundulus heteroclitus (mummichog), 1664 nucleotides long. Its product is annotated as macrophage mannose receptor 1-like. The transcript is spliced from 5 exons. Bases 49 to 912 code for a protein of 287 amino acids. The record is from RefSeq and is a predicted model, not a curated record. Lineage: Eukaryota; Metazoa; Chordata; Actinopteri; Cyprinodontiformes; Fundulidae.